GGUGGCACGCGGUGCGGUGCGGUGCGGUAUUAUGCGGCCUGGUCGCGGCACGACAAGGUAAUGCGAGGUGAGUAGAAUAUUUAUAAACGGGACGGAAGCAUAACUAGACCACCAGUUACCGUUCGGAAGCGGCCGCACGCGGAAUAGCCUCCCCCCACCUCAAUAGCCAGCCAAACCAGCCAGCCAGCCAGCGCACUCCAGCAUCAACGCAUCAAACGCACGAAGUAAAAACAACAAGAUCAUCGGUCCAUCGGCCCAUCGACAAACACACGCGCGCGCGUGCAGUGAAGUGCCCCGGGGAGUGAAGUUUUCUCGUUGCCCACAAUUCGGUCAAACCGCCCAGCGCUCUUAUCAGUCCAGGCCCAGCGAGCCUUAUCGUGAGCCCCCGAUACUUGCAGCGCGGCCCAGCAUCUCAGUAGUAGUGCUUCGCCCAUCUCCAGUAGUGCCACUAAACCCUCUACAAGGGUUCUGUCAAUCAAUCGGCGAUCGCGCCUCGCGGCGGUGAUAACACCCUCCCUGAUUCGAGUUCAAGCUCCUCUAGAGCGUCCAAGAAGAGUGUGCAGUGCUGCAGCCAGCCUCCCGCCUCCACCCAAUCAAAUCCUCAAAUCUCCCCCGAGUGCUUGGCGUCAAGUGUCCAGGUCCAGGUCCAGGAUGUCUCAGCGGAUCAGCAAUAUCCCGCGCCGCCAGGCCAUACCGAUACUGUACACGCGCGGUACACACUACGAGGUCGGCUACGAUGUGGGACGUACGUUUGCGGCGAUCAUCAAGAACUUUCUGCAACUGUCCGGACCGCUGAACGAGACGUACCUACCACUGUACAACACCGAGGAGGGUCGUAAGGUGUACAAUGCCACACUGGAGAGCGUGAAGCGAUCGUUCCCGCAGUACGUCCGCGAGCUCGAGGGUACGGCAGACGGGGCCCAGGUCGAGUUCCAUAAGCUGUUUCUGCUGCAUCUGGACGAGAUCCUGCCGGUUGCGGUCGAUGGUACCAACAGCAUCAAUCAACCGAUCGGUUGCUCCACGAUCUGCGUGAACGAACCGGACUGCGAAAUACUUGCUCACACCGAGGAUGCACUGUCGGAGGUGCUGAACCACUACUACUUCGUGUCGGCGCACAUCGUCUCCGAUAGUCCGCAGGGUAAGUAUAAUGUGAUCGAGGAGCGGUUCACCUCGCUGUGCUACGCCGGUCACCUGCCGGGCUACACGAUGAACUACAACCACCACGGGCUGGUGUUCUCGAUCAACACGCUCAGCGCCCGGUCGCUGGUCAGCGGCAAAACCCCCCGCCACUUUAUUACGCGAGCUCUGCUGUCGGCUGAGAACUUCAUUCAAGCACAACAGAUUCUGCGCGAUAAUGGUGUGGGUGCCGCCGAUGGUUGCUCCAUCAAUAUGACGUUCCUGAGACAGGAGGGUGACCGGUUGUUCCACAACGCCGAGAUGGGCCCGGCGACGGUUGGCGCGGACCAGUCGCACCUGAACAUCUUCACCGCCAGCCCGGGCGAGUCGAUCAUCCACGCGAACAAGUACCUCCGGCUGCCGGUACCGGAGAUGACCGGGCUGAUCAUCGACUCGAGCAUCGAGCGGAUGAAGACGUUCGGGGGCUUCCAGGCACCGAAGACCGUACACGACGUGAUCCGGAUGCUGGGUGACACGAGCGCCCGGGAUCACGCGGUGUUCCGCGAGAGCGGACCGAAGGACGUAAUUAAGACGGUCUGUGUCGGCAUCUUCGACUGCAUCAAGCGCACCUGGACGCUCUACUCGGACAAUCCCAAGUUCAAUGCACCGCUCGUGGUGCUGCCGCUGACGCUGAGGGAGCACUAGAGCAACCCCCCCCCCCCCUCGAUCCGGUGGUGGUGACACGCUCAACGAAUCCCCCACACUUGUUACUUAUUUAUUGUGCACCCGAAUCCCGAACACCCCCCCAAAUCCUAUUUUAUUCCUUUGUUUUAUUGUUGUACCGCCAGUAUUGCUUCCCGGUCCCCCCUUGGGCUGAAAAGGGAGAUGUUCCGGGUCCUAGCCCCACGAACUUGCACACGAACAAAUCUCACGCUGUUCGCACGCUUGUGUCCUCCGCCGAGCUGAGCACCAGCUGCCAGCAGCUCAACACCGCAACACCGCAACACCUACCCUUACCAGAGCAUUUGGCGGGUACGGUGGCGACGAACGACAACCUAAUCCUCGACCCCCUUUCACGUGACAGUGGAUCGAACCGAACCGAAGAGGGGGGAGUAGGGGGUGUCUGAUGUCAUUCCGCGAUCAAUUACUUCCCACGAAAUUCAAAUCGGCUACGAAGCCGAGCACUAAAAGCAGAAAUAAACUGAAAUGUAAAAACGAUAACACGCAGAGGCUU
This is a messenger RNA of Anopheles darlingi, 2350 nucleotides long. RefSeq lists its product as uncharacterized. Bases 652 to 1821 code for a protein of 389 amino acids. The transcript is spliced from 7 exons. The record is from RefSeq and is a predicted model, not a curated record. NCBI's taxonomy places the organism in Eukaryota, Metazoa, Arthropoda, Insecta, Diptera, Culicidae.